This is a messenger RNA of Coccomyxa subellipsoidea C-169, 155 nucleotides long. RefSeq lists its product as hypothetical. The annotation marks the transcript as partial. The record is from RefSeq and is a predicted model, not a curated record. The transcript has a single exon. Lineage: Eukaryota; Viridiplantae; Chlorophyta; Trebouxiophyceae; Coccomyxaceae.
AACACACGCUUUGGAGAGACGGUGUGGCUCUUCAGCGUGCUGCUGCCGCUCGCCAUGCUGGGCCGCGCAGCCUUCCUGUUCCUUUUGUCCAUGCUGCACAACUGGUUCUCGCGCGAAGAGGAGCCCCCGACCCUCAAUGGGAUGAUCAUCACCUG